AAGGCUGCUGGAGAGAGCAUGAGAUGUGUCGCAAUAGUGAAUCCUCUCUUUGUUGCUCCAGGAUUUCAGAUGUGUUCUAAGCCUGGCGGGGUGAGCAAGCUUCUGGGCACUGAUGGAGACUCAGCACGGCAGUGGGUCGCAGCCCUUACUACAGGCUCGGCGUGACAGUGGGAGACCGCACAGGGAGCCCGACCUGCGGGAUGUCCUGAUGCAGCAGGUUCAUGUCUUGUCGUUGGACCAGAUCAGAGCCAUCCGAAACACAAAUGAAUACACAGAGGGACCUACGGUGGCUCCACGGCCGGGGGUCAAGUCUUCUCCUCGGGUAACAACCCAACCCAAAAAUGAAAGGCCCCAUGGCUUGCCUGAGCAUCGUAAUUUUAGCCGGAUCCAGCACACACAAACGCACGCACCUCCUCGAGCGCCUCUGUCCCGAUCCAUCAGCACAGUCAGCACAGGUUCACGGAGCAGUACGAGGACAAGUACGAGCAGUAAUUCAUCAGAACAAAGACUUCUGGGAUCGUCUUCAGGGCCAGUUGCUGACGGGAUAGUCCGAAUGCAGCCCAAGUCUGAGCUUAAGUCGAGUGAGCUGAAGCCACUGAGCAAAGAAGACUUGGGAGCACACAGCUACAGGUGUGAGGACUGUGGAAAGUGUAAGUGUAAGGAGUGCACUUAUCCAAGGACCCUCCCUUCAUGUUGGAUCUGUGACAAGCAGUGUCUUUGCUCAGCCCAGAACGUAGUUGAUUAUGGGACUUGCGUUUGCUGUGUGAAGGGCCUCUUCUAUCACUGCUCUAAUGAUGACGAGGACAACUGUGCUGACAACCCCUGCUCCUGCAGUCAGUCACAUUGCUGCACUAGGUGGUCCGCCAUGGGUGUAGUGUCCCUCUUCCUGCCUUGCUUGUGGUGUUACCUGCCAGCCAAGGGUUGCCUUAAGUUGUGCCAGGGCUGUUACGACCGGGUAAAUCGGCCUGGGUGCCGCUGUAAACACUCCAACACCGUUUGCUGCAAAGUUCCCAGCGUACCCCCCAGGAACUUUGAAAAGCCAACAUAG
This is a messenger RNA of Cinclus cinclus, 1048 nucleotides long. It is a transcript of the gene SPRY2, whose product is annotated as sprouty RTK signaling antagonist 2. Gene Ontology annotation, biological process: negative regulation of MAP kinase activity; negative regulation of Ras protein signal transduction; animal organ development. The record is from RefSeq and is a predicted model, not a curated record. Lineage: Eukaryota; Metazoa; Chordata; Aves; Passeriformes; Cinclidae. The transcript has a single exon. Gene Ontology annotation, cellular component: membrane; cytosol. The coding region runs from base 113 to 1048 and encodes 311 amino acids.